This is a messenger RNA of Meloidogyne enterolobii, 745 nucleotides long. The record is from the annotation of a GenBank genome assembly. NCBI's taxonomy places the organism in Eukaryota, Metazoa, Nematoda, Chromadorea, Rhabditida, Meloidogynidae.
UCCACCGGUUUCCUGUCCCGUCGAUCUUUUAAAAAAAAUCCCAUUACCCAAUUCACUUGCGAAAUAAUUUGGGUGCUUUUUUGAUGUCCGGAAAUCGAACACUAGAAAUCUGGGCCCCAAGAUUUUUCUAACAGUUUGGUCAAAGAAAAACUGAUAUCGAGUUCUAUGCCCAAAAUCCAACCGGAUCUAAUAAUUCCCAAAAUUUGUCAACUAACUUUCUCAAUAAUUUUGGAGCUCAGCUUUACAGUGCCCAUAUUCCCUGAACUAAUUAUCUAAUUAUUCAGACUAAUUAUGGGUAACGCCCUUCCAAGAAUUCCGUUCAACGAAGUUAAUUUGGUGCCAGGAAAUGUUCUCAUCGAAAUUGACAAAAAAUAUAAAAACGAAGCUCGCAGUAGAGACACGGGUCAGAGGGCUAGUAUGGACGAUCUCAUUCUUGGAAGGGUUGUUCGUGUAGCUGAAGCAUCAACGUUUAAUCAAGGCGGGGCAAUGAUAACUGGCCAUCUUAAAGUUGGGGAUGAGGUUUGGGUUCGCGGACGCAAAGGCUAUCCUAUUGAGGUUGAUGAAGGUGUUCGCCUCUUUGUUUUUAAUGAAUGGGAUGUUGCUAUCAAUUUGGGCAGUGGAGGAGUGUCGUCUGAUCAACCUCCAACGUAUAGUGAAAAAAUGAUGCCAUAUUAAAAAUUUAUUUGAAUCAGCUAAUUCUUUAGGCUUUUUUAAACUUGCUUGAUAAAUUAUUGAAAAUGUUAUG